AGCACCAGUCAAAUCAUCGCCUUUCUCCAGCAGGUCUGCAUGCACAAGGGGUUUUACGACGAGGAUCUGGAAUUCGUCACUUUGGAAAACGUCCAGAUCGUCUGCUCCAUGGCACCGUGCUCCACGUCCGGCAGGCAUCACGUGUCCACCCGGUUCACCGCGAACGUGCGGAUUGCGCACUUAUUCUACCCGGAUAAGGAGGAAUUGGUGGAGAUUUGCGCGGAGCUGCUGAAGAGGAAUUUCAACAACUUGUCCGAUAAUACUGCUUCUGCGACGAUUAUGGACAGCGCAUUUUCGACGAUUCUUGCAACCGCGAUGGUGGAACUUUACACCCAAAUCCGGGAGAAAUUCACGGUGGAUUUGUACGAGCACUACGUGUUUUCACCGAGGGAUUUGACGCUGUGCGUCCAGCAGUUGGUCCGCUAUUUGCCGGAAGAUCAGGAUUUGUCACAGGUUGAUGGCAACGAGCUAAAGAAACACUUAGUCGAGGCAUUUCAAAACGAAGCGAGACACAUCUUCCGGGACCGGCUGGUUAAGGACGAUCAGGUGAACUUCGACCACAUGCUGAGUAACGUCUGUUUCCAGGCGUUCAGCCACGGGAAUCUGCUGUCGAACCAGAAAAGCAGUUCAAAUCCGAACCAAAAGCAGCUCUACACGUCGUUAUUGACUCGCGUCGGUGGCUCGAAUUUCGCAUCCUGCACGGGCGUGCUGAGCAAGAUCGAGAAUAGCAAGGAUUACCUGUCGCUUUUGAAGGAUGGGCUCACAGUGUAUGAACGGGAGAUCAAGCAACUGAACAUCGAAUUGUUCCCCGAGGUGAUUGAAAAUCUCUCGAAACUAGAUCGCGUCUUGGCCAGUAAACAGAAAAACGACCUGUUUCUCAUCGGCCGCGCGGGGGUUGGGAGGAGAUCGCUAAUCUACUUAAUGGGCCAUCUCCAGUGCAUGAACGUCUUUUCCCCGCAACUAUCGACGAGGUACGGGAAGAAGGAGUGGGCGCGGGACUUGAAGCAGGUCAUGCAGUCCACGGGGAUUGAGAAGCAGGAAACGAUCUUUUUCAUCGAGGACCACCAUUUGCAGGCGGGCGAAGAUUUUAUGGUGGAGACGCUGAACAGUUUAUUGUCCGCGGGAGAGGUUCCCGGUUUGUACACCGCGGAAGAAUUGGAACCGUUGCUCAAUCCACUAAAGCAAGAAUUCGCGGAAAAGCAGGACAGCAACAGCAAUUCCGGUGCCGCUGGGAACGCGAUGCCGAAAACGCUUUUCGAGUACUUCGUCCAGGAAGUUAGGCUUCAUUUGCGGGUCGUGCUCUCUAUGGACUUCACGCACCCGCACUUCCGCGCGAACUGCGCCAGCAAUCCGGCGUUGUUUAAGGACUGCGCCGUCAUUUGGAUGGACGAGUGGACGGAAGAAGGGAAGGAGUUUGUGUGCAACGCGCGGAUGCAAGAAUUUCUCGGCGACGUCUUGGUUUCGGGGAAAAAGAUGAAGGAGCAAACUGCGAAAAAGGGAGAGAUCGACUUCGGGAAUUCGGGGAAUAAGCAAGUGGCGCCGAGUGACCAGUCGAUCGUCCCGGCGCUGGCGCAGUUCGCGCGGAAGGUGCACAACGCGCAGCUGAAGUUCGGCGCGACGCCGAAAGCGUUGGUGACUUUGCUCCAAAAUUGCUACAGCAUCUACCAGAAGAAAAUCGCGAGUUCCAGUGGGAAGAAGGAGCAUCUGGAGAAGGGUUUGAAGAAGCUCCAAGAGGUCUAUCAAACGGUUGAAACGCUGCAGGAAGACGCCGUGACGAAGCAAAUCACCUUGCAAGAGAAGCAGUUACAAGCCCAGCAGGCGUUGGAGAAGAUCCGACGGGCGAUGGGGCGGGCGGCGGAGCGGAAACAGGAAGUCACCGAGUUGGAGAAACUCACCUCGCAGGACGAGAGUGUGAACAAGGAGGAGAAGGCGAAAAUCGAGGAGGAGCUGUCGCAGAUUAAGCCAAUUUUAGACGCGGCGAAGAAAGCCGUGGGAAGUAUCAAGCAAGACCACUUGAGCGAAAUCCGGUCGCUGAAGAUGCCCCCAGAGCCGAUUCACGACGUGCUGCAGGGGGUUUUAAGGAUCAUGGGCAACUACGACGCCAGUUGGGGGAGCAUGAAAAAGUAUCAGUCUUUCUGCUUCUGCUUCUCUGAUUCUACUUUUACGAUGAAUACGAACUACGUGCAUACUAGUUACACACAUUAUUUCGCACCCUGAUUGCGCCGGCACCGCAAUGCGAAUGCUUAUAGAAGUUUUUGAGACCACCUUGCAAGAUGUUCACGAUCACACACGACAUCACCAGGUUCCUCACCGGCGCGGGCAUGAUCCAAAAAAUCUUGAAUUUCAAUGUGCGCAACAUCACCCCGGAGAUCCGGCGCGACGUGGAGAAACUGGUGAACGAGAAAGCCAACAGCUACGACCCGCAGGUCAUCUACCGCGUCUCCGUCGCCGCGGCGCCCCUCGCCAAGUGGGUGGUCGCGAGCCUGAAGUACGCGAGUGUGUUGGAAAGAAUCGCCCCGAUGGAAACGAAGUUACAGCAGGCCACCGACGCCCUGUCCUCCGUGCAGUCCCGGCUGUUCGAGUGCCGGGACCAGCUCGCGCAGAUCGACCAGGAAGUCGCGGACUUGCAGAACGAGUUCGAGUAUCCUGUGCAAAAGUAUCGUACUCGUAUAAGUCCAGUGCAGGUCUUGCAUUACAAAUCUUGUUCCCAAGGCAAAUCUGCAUUACAAAUUUUAUUUCUCAUGCUGAGGAAAUUUGUAAUGCAUUUAUAUAUACGACGAGCGCGAUACUUGUUUUGCAGUUCAUAUCGAGCAACGCACCCAGGAAGCAACGGUGUUACAGAUGGACCUGGACCAGGCGCAGAAAACGCUGCAGAAGGCGAAUAUGGAUGUGUCAGGAUUGAAAUCGCCAAAGUUGAAACGAUUUGCCAUGCAUAAAAUGGAUCCCUGUUGGCGCCUAGUUUUCAAGUGGCGCAUGACAAAUUUGGGUAGAGCCGCAAUCCAGUUUGUAAUGCUGUUUGGGUAAGGAAGACGCCUUUUGUCAUGCUACUCCAGCAGCUCUAUUGCUACCCCUCAACAGGCUUACAAUCAGCCUCCCUUGCCUAGUCUGCAAGACAGGCAUUUUGUGGGUUGCGUUUUAUGCAUCACAAACUAUUUCAACUUUGACGAUUUCAAUCCUGACGCUUCCAUAGCGAAGUCUUUGAUCGGAAAAUUGUCCGGCGAGAAGGACCGGUGGUCGCAACAAGUGUCGGAGAUCAAGAAAAACGCGAGACAGUUGCCGAUCCACAGUCUGCUCGCCGCGGCCGCGAUCACCUAUUUGGGCAGCUUUUCGGAAGACGUGCGAGAGGCGUGUCAGCGCACGUGGCUGUCUGACAGCAACCAGGAAUUUUCGUUUCUGAGGUUUAUGGCGACGGAAUCGGAGCUCUUAACUUGGAAGCAGUUGGGGCUCCCGGGGGACCAAUUGUCGCAGGAAAACGGAGUGUUGAUCCAGAACGCAGUACGGGUUCCGUUCAUCGUGGAUCCGAACACGCAGGCGGUGGUGUGGUUGGAGAAUUAUUUGAACUCAGAUAGCAGUUCUGGUGCGAACAAAUCGUCGGCAACAACAUCCUCACGUGGCUCGCAGUCCUCCGUAGAGGUCUGUUUGCAGCAGGACCCAAAGAUUCUGACCAAGUUGGAACUGGGAGUCCGGUUCGGAAAAACGUUGAUUCUGAAGGAGGUCGAAACCGUCCCCGCGGUGCUUUUCCCCGUGCUGCGGGAGGAGUUUACGAAGCAGGGGCCGAGGCUGGUCGUGCAGGUUGGGGAGAGGAGUUGCGACUACAACGAGUCGUUUAAACUGUUUCUCUGCACGCGGGCGUCUAAUGCGUAUUUACCGCCGAACGCGAAGGACCUCGUGACGCAAAUCAACUUUUCCGUGACCAGAGCGGGGUUGGAAGGGCAACUGUUGAACGUGACUCUGGCGCAUGAGAAGCCAGAACUGGAAUCCAGGAAAUCAGAGCUACUUCAGAGGGAGGAGGCGUUGAAGGUUUCCUUGGAGGAGUUGGAAACGUUACUUCUCGAGCAGCUGGCCGACAGCAGCGGGAAUUUGCUGGAAAACGAGAAUUUGAUCCAGUCCUUGGAGCAGACGAAGCAAUCCGCGAACGGGAUUAAGGAAUCUCUCGAGGAGUCGACGGUCUUACAGAAGGACUUGGACGACCAGCGGAACGCGUACCGACCGUUGGCGGUGCUAGGGUCGAAAUUGUUCAUUUUGUUGAAGGACUUCAACACGAUUGGGCACAUGUACCGGUUUUCGCUGGAAUUCUUCAUCGAGAUCUUCAACCAAGUUUUGGGUUCCAUCAGCAGCAACUACGGGGGCCAGAACCGAAAUUUGAACCCGCAGCAAGUUUCGAGCAAAAUUCGGGAGUUGGAGCGAGCUCUGCAGGUUGAAGUUUUGCACAGAUGCAGCAGGUCGGUCUUCAAAGCAGACAGGCUGACGUUUGGAGUCCACUUGGUGAACGGCAUUUACGCGACAACAGGCGCUGCGAGUAAAGGGGGGUCUGGUGCGGCUGGGGGUCAGGGCGGAACCAGCCCACAGGAAAUCAUCUUCCAGGAAAACGAGUGGGAGUUCUUUCUCGGGUCGUUCAUCCCGCAGCAGAAAUCCAAUCUUCCCCCGAUCAACUGGUGCCCGGCGGAGCGGGAAGAGGCCCUGAGCAAACUGCGUUCCGCGUUUCCGAAAUACGAGGACAACUGGGGCUUGCAGCAGAAUUCGAACAGUUGGCUCCAGUGGUGCCAGUCGGACAAGGCGGAGGAGCAGUUUCCGUCCGAGUCCUUCCCGCGCAUGUCCGCGUGGCAGCGGGUUUUGCUCCUCCAAGCCGUCCGGCCGGACCGAUUAGAGUCCGGGCUGACGAAGUUCUGCGCGGAUAUGUUGAUUGCGAACUACGGCGGGAAACUCGGGUCGGAGCACUCGUUAUCGCCGCCGCCUUUAUCGCUGCAGAAAUUAGUCGCGGAGGAACUGACCACGCCGGAAAAGUACGUUUUGUUCUUGACCACGACGGGCGCGGACCCAUCGGUCGAGCUGGAAGAGUUCGCGACCGCGCAUCUGGAAAAAGUGAAUCUGCAGGCCGGCAACACGACGAAUUUUGCGUUCCGCGAAAUGGCGAUGGGCGGGGGACAAAACGAAGAGGCACUGGAGAUGUUGAGAAGUUGCGCGAAGCACGGGGAUUGGUUGUUGUUGAAGAAUUUGCACUUGGUGAUUUCGUGGCUACCGCAAUUGGAGAAAGAGCUGAAGCAAAUCGCGUCUUCUUCCAACAACAACACUUCUGAUCAGGAACCUCUGUGUCACAGCAACUUCCGGUGUUUUCUGACAACGGAAGUCCACCAGAAAUUCCCGACCAUUCUCCUCGAAUCCAGUCUGAAAAUUACCUACGAAGCGCCCCCGGGGGUGAAGAAAAAUCUGCAGCGGACCUUCGAAUCUUGGACCCCGGAGUACUUCGACGGGCAAGCGGUAUUGCGGGUGAACGACCAAGUUCUGCGAAGCCAAAUUCUCUUCCUCUGCGCGCACUUCCACGCCAUCGUCCAGGAAAGGAGAACGUACAUCCCGCAGGGCUGGACGAAAUUUUACGAAUUUGCGAGCAACGAUCUGGCGUCGGCGUGUGAGACGGUGUCGCUACUGUUGAAAAUGAACGGCCAGAUGGACUGGCAAACGCUCCACGGGGUGCUGGAGAACGCGGUGUACGGAUCCAGGGUGGACAACGACUUCGACAGCCGGUUAGUGAAGGAAUAUUUACAAAUCGUGUUCCGCAACGACGCCUUGUCUGGGCAGCAGCAGGGGAUGAAGAUGCUCGAAAUUCCCCCCUUUUCGAUCCCGAGGUCGAACAAUCUGGUCGACUACAAGCUGAACAUUGAGAAACUCCCGGACACGGAUAACCCAGCCAGUUUCGGGAUGCCGGCCAACGUGGAUCGGUCCCUGCAGCGGCUCAACAGCUCUCAGGUGAUAGCAAAUUUGCGCCAGCUAAAGUUGGUCAGCAGCAGUAGUUCGUCCUCUUCGUCUAGCAGCAGCAGCAGUUCAGGGGCAUCCACCUCCUCCGGUUCAUCUUCCCUGAUCACCAACGUAAAGGUGUGGGAGGAGCACAUCACACCCCUCUGGAAGUUCUGGGAAAGCACGAGACUCUCCGCCUCGGCCGGGUCUUUGACUGUUGGCAGUACGAAUAGCUCCUCGCCGGUGACAAACUUCAUUCUUCUCGACGCCCAGGAAGCGUACAGAUUGGUGAAAUUAGUCGCGACGGACUUGUCGUUGAUGAAGAAAGUGGUCAACGGCACCGGGUUGUCCACACCCGAUAUCUAUGAACUGCAAAAGUAUCGUACUCGUAGGUAGUAGGUGCAUUUUCGCAUUACAAAUCUCUUUCUCAAGGGAGAUAAGCAUUACAAAUUGAAUUUCUAGUGCUGGGCUAAUUUGAUGUCAUGCGAUUUGUACUAGUACGAUGCUUUUGCAUUUCAUAAUAUCCAGUUCGUCGCCACGAAGCUGAUUUUGAACGAAGUUCCCGACAAGUGGACCUGGCCGUCCGCCCCCGAAGAUCCGAUCGUGUAUUUGCAGCAACUGUCGAAGCGGGCGAUUGCGUUGAAGCAAGACUGGAUGCCGUUGGUAUCGCGCGGCGGGGAGUAUUUACAAAGUCAGAAAAUCAAACUCGCCGACUUUUUAAGACCGGACGUUUUCUUGAACGCUUUGAGACAGCAAACCGCGCGGAGACUCCAGAAGCCGAUGGACUCUUUGAUCUUGGUCUCUUCCUUCGCCGGCGCGGAGUCCAUACGGAGGAACUACCAGCUGCACGACGAGCAAAUCGGAAUCCCGGUGCAAUUAGAUGGGUUGUUGCUCGAGGGCGCCAGCUUCGAUCGGACGGCCGGUUUGUUGCUAGAGGUCGGGAGGCAGUCGAAUUUGAUCUCGUCCCUGCCGGAACUGACGGUAAGCUGGAUCUUUUCCGCUUCGGGCAGCGAUGGGGCGGGGAGCCAGCAGAUGCGGGGCGUGCAAGAGAUCGAGAUCCCGAUUUACACCGGGCUGAACCGGGAGAAGUUUCUGUGCUCCAUCCGCGUACCCACGGACAACGCCAGGCAGCGGAUUUUGAACGCCACGGCAAUGUUCCUGACGGACGUGUAAAGUGGGGGUGUAAUAAAUGACUCUUUCGGUUUUACUUUGACAAGGUGUGUGAUGUGCUCGCUCGUCGAGCUUCAUGUUAUGAGUAGAUUUUUUUUGCUUCUUCGUUCUUCGUCUUACACAGAUGGAUACACCCUAGUACCAGAACCGGACAAUAUACUCGUAUCGCACGAAUGGAUCGUGUUGCGUGAUUGCAAGAAAGAGCCUGGUUUUUUUCGAAAGUUGCCUUCUCAAUGAAUGAAAUUUCUCAAGCAUCUUCGCGACGGCAACAGCC
Molecule: messenger RNA, 7396 nt
Organism: Amoebophrya sp. A120
Lineage: Eukaryota; Dinophyceae; Syndiniales; Amoebophryaceae
Source: the annotation of a GenBank genome assembly